Molecule: messenger RNA, 1849 nt
Organism: Nelumbo nucifera (sacred lotus)
Lineage: Eukaryota; Viridiplantae; Streptophyta; Magnoliopsida; Proteales; Nelumbonaceae
Product: aspartic proteinase 36
Biological process (GO): proteolysis
Molecular function (GO): aspartic-type endopeptidase activity
Source: RefSeq, a predicted model, not a curated record
AUCCGGUUUUGAAACUUCUGUUAUCAGCUGUUGUCGCGGAAAGUCUUUCGAUUCCCCUCUGUCUUCUCUCUCUCUGGCUCGGUCUCUCUCUCUCUCUACCUUCCUCCUCUCUCUCUCGCUCUCUGUCAUUCUCUCUCCCCCUCUUUUUAUCUAUCUCUCUGAGUUUCAGGGUUUCAGAAAGACACGGACCUCGAUCUUCGCCUCUAAAUUUUAUGGGUUUAUAAUAAAAUAUUCUUUUUUUGGUUGUGGUCCGAAGUUAAAGAGAGGUAUAAAUCAAAUAACAAGGAAAUGCCGGCGUUUCACCACGCCGGGUCUGUUGUCUUGGUUUUAUUCGCCGUGUUCUUGCCGGCGGCGGUGGUGUACAGUAGUUUACCGACUACUCUCACGCUGGAAAGAGCUUUUCCGGUGAACAAGAGGGUUGAGCUGAGUGAACUCAUAGCUCGGGACAGGGUAAGGCACCGUCGAAUCUUGCAGGGGAUCGUUGAUUUUCCCGUCGAGGGUACCUACAAUCCUUACACCGUCGGGUUGUAUUUUACAAGAGUGAAAUUGGGAACUCCUCCAAAAGAAUUCUUUGUUCAGAUUGAUACCGGAAGUGAUGUCUUGUGGGUUACUUGCAAUCCUUGCAAUGGUUGUCCUAAAGAAAGCGGUCUAAAUAUAGCUCUGAAUUUUUUUGACCCCAGCGCCUCGUCCACCGCUUCUCUAGUAUCCUGUUCAGAUAAAAUAUGUAAUUUGGCACUUCAAACUGCAGAUGGUGGCUGCAGUUCUCAGAAUUCUCAGUGCAGUUACACGUUCCAGUAUGGUGACGGUAGUGGGACAACGGGUUAUUAUGUAUCAGACAUGUUGUCUUUGGAGGCAGUCCUCGGAAACUCGUUGGUCGCAAACUCUUCGGCUCCCAUCAUUUUUGGAUGUAGCAACUAUCAGUCCGGAGACUUGACCAAGCCAGAUAGAGCAGUUGAUGGAAUUUUUGGGUUUGGGCAGCAUGAUCUGUCUGUCAUUUCGCAGCUGUCAUCACGAGGAAUCACACCAAAAAUUUUCUCGCAUUGCUUGAUAGGAGCAAAUAGUGGUGGGGGUGUAUUGGUUUUUGGCGAGAUUGUGGAGCCAAAUAUCGUCUAUAGUCCGCUUGUUCCAAAUCAGCCUCAUUACAAUUUGAAUCUGCAGAGUAUUGCUGUCAAUGGACAAAUUUUGCCCAUUGACCCAGCAGUGUUUGCAACAUCAAGCAACAGAGGGACCAUAAUUGAUUCUGGAACAACUUUGGCGUACCUUGCUGCAGAAGCAUAUGAUCCUUUUGUCAGUGCUAUAAGUAGUUUUAUUUCACAAUCUACACAUUUAGUUUUUUCAAAAGAAAAUCAAUGCUAUCUAAUCUCCAGCAGUGUAGAUGAGAUAUUUCCAACGGUCAGUUUAAACUUUGCGGGUAGUGCAUCUAUGAUCUUAAGUCCUGUUGAAUACCUUAUAAAAGAGGGUGGUGUUGAUGGAGCAGAAUUCUGGUGCAUUGGCUUUCAGAGGGUUCAAGACCCAGGGAUGACAAUUUUAGGAGACCUUGUUCUAAGAGAUAAGAUCUUUGUUUAUGAUCUGGUUAAUCAACAAAUUGGAUGGGCUAAUUAUGAUUGUUCACUGUCUGUGAAUGUUUCCACAAUUUCUGGCAAAGAUCAAUUUGUGAACACAGGACAGCUUAGUGUGAGCAGUUCUUCACAGACUAUUCCAUACAAAUUGUUAUCAACCAGUACUGUGGCUUUUCUUGUGUAUAUUUAUAUAUUUGAUUUGUUUAUGUUUUUGUAACCCAGAACACACAAAUUAGGAAUUCCAUUCUUUAUUUAAUAUAUAUCAUCUGGUCCGAUUUUUUGUCCGUCAA